Messenger RNA from Penaeus monodon (black tiger shrimp), 2839 nucleotides. It is a transcript of the gene Gp93, whose product is annotated as endoplasmin-like. The record is from RefSeq and is a predicted model, not a curated record. Gene Ontology annotation, biological process: protein folding. NCBI's taxonomy places the organism in Eukaryota, Metazoa, Arthropoda, Malacostraca, Decapoda, Penaeidae. Gene Ontology annotation, molecular function: ATP-dependent protein folding chaperone; ATP binding; ATP hydrolysis activity.
GCUACACGAAAACGAUCGUCGCCAGUCGUCUACAGCGUCCCUCUUGGUCUGGGCUUGCUCGCGAAACUCCAAAAAUGCUCCAGUUACGAUACCGAUUCCUAUGUCUUCUCGUGGGACUACUCCUUUUAGGAGGAACAAGAGCCGAGGAUGUGGAGAGUCCAGGCACUGUUGAAGCUGAUCUCGGGGCUGAUGUGGAAGGUUCGCGUACUGAUGAUAAUGUAGUGGCCCGGGAAGAGGAGGCUAUCAAGCUGGACGGACUCAAUGUAGCACAGAUCAAAGAAAUGCGGGAGAAAGCAGAAAAGCAUGCAUUCCAAGCAGAGGUCAACCGGAUGAUGAAGCUUAUUAUCAAUUCUCUGUACAGGAACAAGGAGAUCUUUUUGAGGGAGUUGAUCAGCAAUGCCUCUGAUGCACUUGACAAAAUCCGUCUGCUGUCACUGACUGACAAGGAUCAGCUGAGUACUAACCCAGAGUUGGCCAUCAGAAUAAAAGCAGACAAGGACAACCACAUACUUCACAUCACUGACAGUGGUAUUGGCAUGACAAAAGCAGAUUUGGUCAAUAACCUUGGAACAAUUGCAAAAUCUGGAACUUCAGAAUUUUUCUCUAAACUGCAGGAGUCGGAGAAUGCAGAGGAGACAAGUGACCUCAUUGGACAAUUUGGUGUUGGCUUCUAUUCGGCCUUCCUUGUAGCUGACAGGGUUGUUGUUACAAGUAAAAACAAUGCUGAUAAACAGCAUGUAUGGGAAUCUGACUCUGCCGAGUUCUCCGUUGUUGAAGAUCCUCGUGGAGAUACCCUAAAGCGAGGUACCACAGUCUCUCUGCAUUUGAAGGAAGAAGCCUAUGACUUCUUGGAGGUUGACACUGUGAAGAACUUGGUGAGGAAGUACUCCCAGUUCAUAAACUUCCCCAUUUACCUGUGGGAGUCAAAAACAGAGGAGGUAGAGGAGCAGGUUGAAGAGGAUGAAGAAGGUAAAGUGGAGGAAGAGAGUGAAGAGAAGCCCAAGACGAAGAAAGUCUCAAAAACCACUUGGGACUGGAAUCUUGUGAAUGAUGCGAAGCCCAUUUGGACAAGGAAACCUUCAGAGAUUGAAGAUGAAGAGUAUAAUGAAUUUUACAAGAGCUUGAGCAAGGAUACCAAAGAUCCUUUGGCAAAGACUCACUUUGUGGCAGAAGGCGAGGUGACCUUCAAAUCCCUAUUGUUUGUCCCUGAAGUUCAGCCCUCUGAAUCCUUCAACAAGUAUGGAACCAAGACUGACAACAUCAAGCUAUAUGUUCGUCGUGUGUUCAUCACUGAUGAUUUCCAGGACAUGAUGCCUAAUUACCUGAGUUUCAUCCAUGGUGUGGUCGACUCUGAUGACCUCCCUCUUAAUGUAUCAAGAGAAACCCUUCAGCAGCAUAAACUCCUCAAGGUCAUUAAGAAGAAGCUUGUGCGCAAGACACUCGACAUGCUGAAGAAGAUGGAGCCAGAGGAAUACGAGAAGUUCUGGAAGGAGUAUUCCACAAACAUUAAGCUUGGUGUUAUUGAAGACUCUGCAAACCGUACCCGCCGCAAACUACUGAAAUUCUUGUCAUCUGCAAGCAAGGAUAAGGCUUCUUCCCUGGCUGAGUAUGUUGAACGUAUGAAUGAGAAGCAAGAGCACAUCUAUUACAUGGCAGGAUCCAGUCAGAGUGAGGUCGAGAACUCACCAUUUGUUGAGCGUCUCCUCAAGAAAGGUUAUGAGGUACUAUACCUUACGGAGGCCAUAGAUGAGUAUGCCAUCAAUGCCAUCCCUGAGUUUGAGGGCAAAAAGUUCCAGAAUGUAGCCAAAGAAGGCCUAACCAUCAAUGAAGGGGAGGCAGCCAAGGAACGCUUGGAGGAGACCAAGAAGCAGUUUGAGCCUCUGACCAAAUGGCUUAGUGAAGAGGCUCUGAAGGAUGACAUCAUGAAAGCUGAAGUUGGAGAGAGGCUGUUGGAAACACCAUGUGCCCUUGUUGCUUCCAAAUUUGGUUGGACAGGAAACAUGCAACGUAUUGUAACCUCGCAGACGCAUUCCAAGGCAAAUGAUGUGCAGAGGGACUAUUAUCUUAGUCAGAAGAAGACCAUGGAAAUAAAUCCUAGACAUCCACUUGUCAAGGAACUUUUGAGACGUGUUGAAGAUGAUCCAAAUGAUGCUAAAGCAAAAAAUAUUGCUUUGAUGAUGUAUCAUACAGCCACCCUGAGGUCAGGUUACAUGCUGAAAGACACUGUUCACUUUGCAAAAUCUGUAGAAGAGAUGAUGCGACAGACACUUGGCGUUUCUUUAACGGAACAAGUUGAGGAGGAACCAGAGAUUGAAGAGCAGGAAGAUGAGGAGGAUGAACAGUUAUUGGAGGAGGAGGAGGAUGAUGAUGAGGAAGAGGAGGAUGCUGGUGAAGUUGAAGAGAUGCACGAUGAAUUGUAAACCCAUUUUUUUAGUUUGGGUUUAUUUGCAAAUUUGGCAAAAAUCUUUGGUUCUACUUUAUAAUUGAACAUGGGCAUGGGUUUAUUUAUGAGGUAUGGAUUUUACCUAAAUGUCUGGCCCUUUCAUGCAUCAUUUGUUGAAUGUAAGGCGUGUUCAUCUUUGCAAUGUACUGGGUGUUCCAUAUGUAGAAGGUGAAUAUUCACUUUAGUGCCCAUCUAAGUAUGUUAGAAGCUGAAUGAUUUACGAAGUUCAUUUUUCAUUUCCUGAAUAGGAAGCACCGUAACUGCAGACAUUUUGGCAGCUGUAACUUGGGUACUUUACUGCUGUAUAGUGUGUUUGCGAUUACUAUUUAGGUUCAAAUUCACAUUACUGGUAUGAAGAAUGUAUUUCACAGAUGAGUUUAGGUACUAAGAGUUGUG